AUGAGGGCGCUUCAUUCAAUUACGGAAGCAAAAUUAUUCUGGGAUAAAGCACGAAUACCUACAAGGAGAGUUGAUCAUUGUGUUACCAAACUUGAAAAAGUUUAUAAUGAUUGGCGUAAGAUACAGAAGAACGCUUGCAAUAGAGCAGAGUGGCAAAAAACUAAAGAAAACAAAUUUUCUGAAACACUGGACGAUUUGUUCGAUAUUGCUCAUGCAGACGCCUUAAGCUUAAUAAAAAUUCAAGAAGAUAAAGAUUUUUUAAACGCGCAAAGAAAAAAAGGUAGACAAGGUAUUAUGGCAGGUCUAGAUCUAAAUUUAUCAAAUAAAGAAAAAAGAAAAACUGACUGUUUGCAAGCUGAAUACUCAAAACAUUUAGAAAACGAAAUAUCUUUUCAAGAUGAAUCAAUGGUUUUAGCGUCUUCAGAGUCUUCGGAUGAUUCAGAUUCCGUUUUAGAUCAUCCAUUGCCAUCUACUUCUAGUAUGCAAGUCGUUCAAUUAACGAACCCAAAAAAUAAAAGGGCUCGAGUUGACUUUAUUAACAACAGGAUUGUUUCUCCACUCGAUCGUUGCAAAAUCAGCGAUAGAAAUGCUGUUCAUUUACUAAUUGCAGUAGCAGAAGCACUUGGCCAUGAUGUUUCAAAUUUAAUUAUUAAUCGUUCGUCAAAAUCCUGGAGAUAUGGUUACCAGGAACCGGAAACCGACUCGGACUGA
Molecule: messenger RNA, 711 nt
Organism: Brassicogethes aeneus
Lineage: Eukaryota; Metazoa; Arthropoda; Insecta; Coleoptera; Nitidulidae
Source: the annotation of a GenBank genome assembly